AUGGCGGAACCGUCAUGGCAAGAAACGCUGCGUCUGCGACUAGUCGAACGGGAUGCAAAGGAUGGGGCUUAUGCUGGAAUUAUCGAGCAAUAUCGCAGAUUGGCUCAGCAGACGAAAUUGCUGAAGGAACGUAAUGCGUCGCUACUGCGGGCGGUCAAUUCUGUCAAGGCAAAUCCAAGCAGUUCUACCGUUUUCGUACCGGGGACCAAUGAAGAGAGUCCAGUUCGUGCGGCGUACAUGGCAUCCUUAGAGUCGCAGAUAUCUUCUCUGCGCGACGAACUAGCCACUGUCUAUAAGACGCAAGGCCAGAAUGCCCAACGUCUGCUAUCAAUGAACGAGACGCUCAGAGAAAAGGAGGAACUCUCGCGAAUCGACUCUGAAAAUCUCCGGAAAACAAGAGAUGAAGUGUCUGCUCUGCGGCGAAAGGUGGACCAGCAUAGCGAGCUUAUGGCCGAGAAGGAUAGAACGAUACAGAUCCUACACGACGAGAUCAGCACGUUGCAGCUCGAGCUGGGUCAAAUUGAGGAACGCAAUCAAACCCUCAACAAGGAUAACGCGAAACUCCUGCAGCGUUGGCUAGAUGCCAAACAAGUAGAAGCCAAUAAGAUGAACGAGGCGAACCAAUUCUAUGAGGACCUGCGAUCCCAACAUCAAGCCGUGAUCAACUGGAGAGACAAUGCGUCCUCGCAGGACCCUAAUGCCGCUCCGAACGGCGCGGAAACAUCGUCGCAGGUAUCUAUGCAGUCGGGAAACGGGGAGGCGGAGGGGAGCAAUGGCACGAUGCUGACGAAGGAUGGGAUACCAUCUCCAGCGUCAAAGGACCUGGAUCUGACUCCGAAUGGCUAA
Messenger RNA from Pleurotus ostreatus (oyster mushroom), 846 nucleotides. RefSeq lists its product as uncharacterized. The record is from RefSeq and is a predicted model, not a curated record. NCBI's taxonomy places the organism in Eukaryota, Fungi, Basidiomycota, Agaricomycetes, Agaricales, Pleurotaceae. Gene Ontology annotation, biological process: autophagosome assembly. Gene Ontology annotation, cellular component: autophagosome membrane. The transcript has 4 exons. Bases 1 to 846 code for a protein of 281 amino acids.